UUGUGUUGGGGAGACAUUUACUUGUUUAUCUCCUGCACGCCGUGUGGUAAGGCUGACUCCUUCACUUUCGUCACCGACCCUUGCAAUUUGAUGUUCGAACUGUAGAAUAAAGUUGUAACUAUACUGUCGGUUACUGUCAUCUUCCAUAUACGCACUUCCACCGUUACCCAGCACUGUCGCCCAUCACAACACCAUCACACUGACUCAUAGCCCGAAUUUUCGGUUGCCCCACUUGCUGAUUCUGGCGUCAACUUUCGAACUGUGGAAAACUAUUUAAGACGAGGUGGCAUUGCGCACCAAAACCUUCCCUUCUAUUUUAUUUUUUCAACGCGAUUUUCCCAACUGACCACUUUCAUUGAAAUCAAACCCAACCAAACACUUCACUCUACCCAUUCUUUCCACCAAUCUCUCAUCCGCGCAUUCAUUCACACAUUCAUUCACGCACUCAACUCAAUCAAUCAAUUGAUUUGAUUCUAACGUUCACUAUUAGAUCAUCUUUCGCGAUACUACUCAAUUGAUUUAUUCGAUCCUUUGAGUGUACAUCUGCAAAAAUGGAUGCAAUCCAGACCCACCCCUCUACUGCCGCUCAGGCAAAGGCCUUCACUGCGCCUAACUCCUUCUCCAUGACUGGUGGUGUUGGCGGUCUCGCAGGUCACGGUGGCCUCACCCCGCCUUUCGACGCUGACAAGGCCAAUGGCCAGCGCAACCAGCAGGUGGCUAACGGCACUGGGGUGACUCCCGCUACGCCCGCUGCCACCCCUGCUGCUGUCCAGGGUGGAAGUGGCUUGACGCCUACCUUGCAGAACAUUGUUGCGACGGUGAACCUCGAGUGUCGUCUUGACCUUAAGACCAUCGCUCUCCAUGCACGCAAUGCGGAAUACAACCCUAAGCGAUUCGCUGCCGUGAUCAUGCGAAUUCGUGAUCCCAAGACCACAGCGCUUAUCUUCGCUUCGGGCAAGAUGGUGGUUACUGGCGCCAAGUCCGAAGAUGAUUCCAAGCUUGCUUCGCGCAAAUACGCCCGUAUCAUUCAGAAGCUCGGCUUCAAUGCUAAGUUCGCGGACUUCAAGAUUCAGAAUAUUGUGGGCAGCUGCGAUAUCAAGUUCCCUAUUCGCCUUGAGGGCUUGGCCUCUCGCCACCACAACUUCAGCUCUUACGAGCCUGAGUUGUUCCCUGGCUUGAUCUACCGUAUGAUCAAGCCCAAGAUCGUGCUUCUGAUCUUUGUCAGCGGCAAGAUCGUCUUGACUGGUGCCAAGAUCCGUGAAGAGAUUUACCAGGCCUUCGAGAUGAUUUAUCCCGUCCUCCAAGAUUUCCGCAAGGUCUAAUGGCCUGGCCCUACCGGUCUGAGCCCUCGGUGGGUAUUUACUCAGACUGCACCAUACAUCCCAUCUUAGACCACCGAUGGGAUUUGUAAAUUACAAACAAGACUUGACGAUUUCAUGACUAUCGUUUCAC
This is a messenger RNA of Annulohypoxylon truncatum, 1452 nucleotides long. RefSeq names its product transcription factor TFIID-domain-containing protein. The record is from RefSeq and is a predicted model, not a curated record. Gene Ontology annotation, molecular function: RNA polymerase II general transcription initiation factor activity; DNA binding. NCBI's taxonomy places the organism in Eukaryota, Fungi, Ascomycota, Sordariomycetes, Xylariales, Hypoxylaceae. The transcript has 4 exons. Gene Ontology annotation, biological process: DNA-templated transcription initiation. The coding region runs from base 552 to 1322 and encodes 256 amino acids.